GAUCUCACACUGGACCUAAACACAGUAAACACAAAACUCUCUCUGUCUGAGGGGAACAGAAAGGUGACAGGUGUGAGAGAGAAUCAGUCGUAUCCUGAUCAUCCAGAGAGAUUUGAUUACUGGUGUCAGGUCAUGUGUAGAGAGAGUCUGACUGGACGCUGUUACUGGGAGACUGAGUGGAGUGGAGAUGCUGUUAUAUCAGUGACAUAUAAAGGAAUCAGGAGGAAAGGAUGGAAGGAUGACUGUUGGUUUGGAUUCAAUGAAAAGUCCUGGAGUCUGAUCUGCUCUGAUAACAGCAACAGUUACACUGCUCGUCACAAAAAACAGAGAACUAUCAUACUUGCCCCUGCCUCACACACACACAGAGUAGGAGUGUAUCUGGACUGGUCAUCUGGAACUGUGUCCUUCUACAGCGUCUCCUCUGACACACACACACUCACACACUUACACACAUUCCACUGCACAUUCACUGAAUCCCUCUAUGCUGGGUUUACUGUUUAUUAUAACUCCUCGGUGUCUCUGUGUCAGAUAAAAUAA
Molecule: messenger RNA, 537 nt
Organism: Chanos chanos (milkfish)
Lineage: Eukaryota; Metazoa; Chordata; Actinopteri; Gonorynchiformes; Chanidae
Product: stonustoxin subunit beta-like
Exons: 1
Molecular function (GO): protein binding
Source: RefSeq, a predicted model, not a curated record